GGUGCCGGUGCCGCCGCCGCCCGGCUCCCCCGGAAACAGCCGCUUCGCGCGCCGCGUUCCGGGCCCGGCCGGCGGGGGGAUGGAGGCGGCGUGGGAGCGCUGGAUGGACCGAGCCCUGCGCAUGGCUAAAGAAGCAUUGGAAAAUGGGGAAGUUCCUGUUGGCUGCCUUAUGGUCUACAACAAUGAGAUCCUAGGAAAGGGGAGGAAUGAGGUGAAUGAGACUAAGAAUGCUACUCGACAUGCAGAAAUGGUAGCAAUCGAUCAGGUCCUCGACUGGUGUCGUCAACACGACAAGGAUCCUGCGGAAGUGUUUGUACACACAGUGUUGUAUGUAACUGUAGAGCCUUGUAUUAUGUGUGCAGCUGCCCUGCGCUUGAUGAAAAUCCCACUGGUUGUAUAUGGCUGUCAAAAUGAGCGAUUUGGAGGUUGUGGCUCAGUCUUGAACAUCUCCUCUGCUAACUUAACAGACCCUGGGGAACCAUUUCAGUGCAUUGCUGGUUAUCGAGCUGAAGAAGCAGUGGACAUGUUAAAAACCUUCUACAGACAAGAAAAUCCAAAUGCACCGAAAUCAAAAGUACGGAAAAAGGAAUGCAAUAAGUGAUAGUCCUCUACUGAUGAAAAACUGAAAGAUAAAAUAAUGUUUUGUGGGAAAAGAUCUCUUCAGAGUUCGCUUUGAUACAGCAUUUGGGUAUGGAAUGGAAACAUUAAUGAACUUCAAAUAUGUUGAUCUGUAUGGUUUUACUUGUUGAACGUUAUUGGUUUCUGUCAUUUUCUAUGGCAAGUAGGUUGAAUGAUUUCUAAUCACCAAACAUAGCCUUUAUGAAGAACUUAUGGCUUCUGUUUAGUGGGGAAUAUUUUGAAUUAUAGUUCAGACUGAACUUCUUUUCAGCCAUGUAGAUUCAGCAUUCCAUUGGAGUAACUGCCGUUCUGUACAGUUGGAUGGAUGAAUAUCUGUGUCCUUUUGUCUAUGGAGCAGCCUCUUGCUGCUAGACAGAAGGUACUUGUAGAGACUAGAUCAGUACCAAAAGUGGAUAAACAAGCCCCUUAGAAAAUUACUUUCAUAUACAUACCGUACUGCAUAUUGAAUUAGAAUACAGUUAGGAGUUACAAGAGGGUAACAAAAGGACAGUUAAGCAACUAUACCGAUCUUGAAAACUGAAAUCAGAUCAAUGUAACAGUUCUUUGUUUUCCACUGUAUAUCUACUGUAGGCCAAACUUUCAAAGAGCUUCUGAAAAGUCACAUAUGAAAAGGCAGAUAUUUAUACAAAACUACAUGUCUGACUACUUAAUUUGCAUAAACAAAUUCCAGUUUUGCCUGCAUAGUAUUUGUACAUGAAGGUUUUGGAGGUUGCCAUGAAAGUUGGUCCCUCUUACCCCUCUCUUGAAUGUUAGCAUAUAGAAAAAGAUUACAGUUAAGAAUUAAAUCCACCAGUCAAUUGGACUCAUUCUAAACUACUAAAUCAUGGCAUUUGAAAUUUGUAAUCACAAAUGUGAAAACUAGGAAAGGAAAAUGGCAGUAAGAAAAAGAGAACCAGAUGCAUGACAGUCUACCUUUUGGAGCAUUUGUUAUUUUAAAUGUCACUUACAUAUGCUUUUGCUUGGCCAUGCUGUAAUUCAUAAUCCAGAAGAGGGCCUUACUGUUCCACUAAUGAAUAAAAAAUAUAGGUCCAAGUUGAAUCCUUGAUUAUAUUGCUUUUGAUGGAUAUUUAUCUUGAGGAAAAAACAUCUUGUGAUUUAGUCGGCUGAUUUGCAGAAAUUUUGAGAAAUGUCUUAUUUUUUAUUACAGAAGAGAGAUUAGAAUUCUAUGGAUACAAAAGUCAAAAUCACGGUACAAUUACAUAUUUUCUACAAUUAGAGUAACAUGUUGAAAAAGUGGAAUUUUUUGUUUUUUAUGGUAAAAUAAAAAAACUCAUUUGCCACCAGUUCCCCCAACACCUAAGAAUUUAUUUUCUUUAUACAAUUUUCUCAAUGCUUAUAGUUUACUGAAUGGAGGGAAAAGGAACUAAAAAAAAUAAAAAUUGUGCUGGGCUCCUAUAUGCUAUUUUUAAAUAUUACUGUUAUUUACAAGAUUUUAAAAUUAUUCCUUUUGUUUACAUUUUCAGUCUAUUGAAUUUCCUGACCCAUUGGACCUCAGUUUCUGCUGGUCUGAGUCUUUUCUUUCCUAUAACCAAAUAAAAUGUUACUGCAUUUGUAGAUUCAUCAGCAUCAACAGAGAUUAUGUAGUGCUGAAAGGAGAUUCUGUCAAUUCCCUUCCUUCAGUAAGCAAGGGCUACAAGGGACCCUGAAACAGACUGCCUAAAUAUCCACAGUUUAGAUAACAGGUUUAAUGCCUAGAUCCAGAUCUCACUGUGGGGACGGAUAUACCAGUGGUUAAGGCACUUGACUAGUGGUUUGGAUACGAGUUAAAUUCCUGGCUUUAACACAAGCUUCUUUGAUUACUUUGAACAAGUCAUUUUAAGGCCCAGAUCCUCAAAAGUUAUUUAGGUGCCUAAUUCCCUUUGAAAUCAAUGGGAGUUAGGCACCUAAAUACUUUUUGAGAAUCUGGGCCUUAUACUCUGCCUCCAUUCUCCAUCUGUAAAAUGGAUACCAAUACUUCCCUGUCUCACUAGUGUGUUGAAAGGACAAAUUAAUUAAUAUUUAAAACUGAAACUAGUCAUGGGAACCAUUUAAGUACAUAGAUCACUGCUAAUAGGAAAAUUAAAUACUUCUGAAGCCAUGCCUGAUUUUGCCAUCCUUACUUACAUUGAGGACUGCUUACUUGCAUGAGAAGUAGUCACUGAAGUCUAUGGGACUAUUCACAUGAGUAAUAAUUGAGCAAGAACCAGGGCUGAAGAAUCAAGCCGCUGGGUAGCAGGACUGUAUAACGCACACAGUACAGCUGAAGUUGGUUGACACAGUGAGAUUCUAUCUAGGACUUUUGACAAAAGAUGGCAUGUGGGAUUCUUUAGAAUAAACCCAUCUUAGAGGGAGGUUCUUCUUUCUCUAAAAUUGUCAGGAUAUUGAUCCUUAUGACAGGCCAAAUAUACUGCUGGGUCAUAUUUCAGAUAGCAGGGGUGAGAAAGCCUUACCCAAACCACUGGCUUUUUCUAACCUGGUCAGUUUCUAGCUUCUAGGACAAAGUUAUAAUGAAGUGAAAAACCCAGACUAAAUCUGGUGGUGACAUUUUUAAGUCUCUGGUAGGGUUGAUUAUCGCUUCAAACAGGUAAAGCAGAAAAGAAAAAAAGGCUAGUUACAGGCUCCUAAAAAUCUUUUCAGCGUUAACCCACCUGAAAUCAGUGGGACCGCUCACGUGCUUAACUGUUUUCAGGAUCAAGGCUUUUGUCUCUAUUACCAACACUUUUUGUAGCAUUAGAACUGAUGCUAAAUUGGCAUGUCCCCCAGCCUCAUGUUGGUCUGUUUGGGUUCCAAAACAGAUUCUCCUGGGUAUUGAUGAAUCUUUGAUGAAGUACUUGAAAAGGAACCAAUUUAUCUCCUCUGAAAAAGUAAAAUUAGGUUACAAAACCUAUUUCUUUGUCAUGGAAAAUAUUCAUGGAUUUUAGUCUCUCUCUCCUAACUUGAAAAAAUACAU
Messenger RNA from Dermochelys coriacea (leatherback sea turtle), 3568 nucleotides. RefSeq names its product adenosine deaminase tRNA specific 2 (gene ADAT2). Bases 80 to 601 code for a protein of 173 amino acids. Gene Ontology annotation, molecular function: zinc ion binding; tRNA-specific adenosine-34 deaminase activity. The transcript is spliced from 6 exons. NCBI's taxonomy places the organism in Eukaryota, Metazoa, Chordata, Testudines, Dermochelyidae. The record is from RefSeq and is a predicted model, not a curated record. Gene Ontology annotation, biological process: tRNA wobble adenosine to inosine editing. Gene Ontology annotation, cellular component: nucleus; cytoplasm.